AUGUCUACGAACAAACUAAAAAGUAGCACGCUGCUUAAGAUAGAAAGCAAGAAUGUAGAGAGAGAAAAAAAAAAAAUUAAUAAUAACAGUAUUAGUAAUAAUAAUAAAAGUAGUAGUAGUAAUAAUAAAAGUAGUAGUAGUAAUAAUAAAAGUAGUAGUAGUAGUAAUAAUAAUAAUAAUAAUAACAGUAUUAGUAAUAAUAAUAAUAAUAACAGUAUUAGUAAUAAUAAUAAUAAUAAUAGUAAUAGUAAUAGUAGUAGUAAUAACGAUAAUAGUAGUAAUAAUAAUAAAAUAGAUAACAAUAAUAACAAUGGAAGCAAUAAUAGCUUGAGAAAACAUGUUAGUCUUAAAAUAGUCAGGAAAAAAAUAGACAAUGCCCAUGCUGAUAAAAAUGUAGUAGUGGCACAGGGUACCUUGAGAGAGGAAAACGCGAAAAUUAUAAAAAACAAAAUUUUAAAAAAGGUGCAGGAUGCAAGUGAUGUUGUUGAUUGUUUAUCCUCCUCAAAAAUAAGUAAUGAUGAAAACAAAAAGACAGUUUUUAAAAAGGGUGUCCAUAAAUUGAACACACGAAAAGAUGAAACUAAUGAUACUGACGAUGAAGAUGAUAAUGAGAAUGGUAUUAAUAAUAACGACAAUGCAGAUGGAAAUACAAACAGUAACAGUAAAACCACGACUACUAAAAAAAUAAUAAGGAUAAAGAAACCGAAAGAGCAAGUAAUAAACAAACAUAGUCCCUUAAAUAAUUUCAACGAACUAAAUGCUGCAAAUGCUGAGCAUGUGGGAGAACAGUAUUACAACUCGAAUGAGAAAAGCGUAAAAAUGGAAGAUUCGGAAAACGAAAUUCUCAAUUCGAUUAUAGAGAAAAAGAGUUUUCUCAUUACAGAUCAGCCGAAUGAUGUUAAAAAAAAAAAAAAAAAAAUUAUCGUAAAAAAAGUGCCUAUCACGGAGAAGUCAAAAGUGGGGGGAAAAAUGGAGGAAAAUGCAGGUUACAAAGCAGAUGACAAACAGGACGACAAAUGCGCUUACAGUAUCCUCUACAAAACAAGCUCCCCUUCAAGCAGGAUUAGCAACAUUGGAAGAAAAAACACGAGUAGCUCUGCUGGCAAGAAUUUCGAAAAGGCGAACAACGAAAUAGGGAUGAAUAAAGCAAAAUUAGACGAGUUAAUGAAGACACACGAAAGUGAAAUAAGUAACAUAAAGAAGGAGAAGAAAAUACAGGAGGAAAAGCUAAGUAUAUAUAUUCAAAAUUUGAAUGAUGAAAUGUACAACUUAAACAAUAAACUAAAUGAUGAACUAAAAGAAAAAUACAAAAUGGAAGAAAUGAAUGAAUAUUUAAAAACUGCCAAAUCGGGAUUAGAAGAAAAAGUAAAUACAUUACAAAAAAAAAUUGAUGAAUCGAAUGAGUUGUAUAGUUUACUUAAUGAAAAAUUUGUAACAUUAGAGGAAGAAAAUAAAUUGCUAUUAGAGCGAGAUGAAGAAAAUAAUUUAAAAGUUCAAAAUUUGGAGGAGGAAAAAACAAAAUUAGAAAAAAAAUUAGAAGAAAAAAAUAUUUUAAUAAAGAAAAAAGACGAAACUAUAAAUAAGUACAAUAACGAAAUUGAAAAUUAUAAAAAUGUGCUAAAAAGUAAGGGAGAAAUGAUCUUAUUAAACAACAGUUCAUCCACAAUAGUAGAUAAGAAUUCAGCCGAAAGAAACAGCCAAAAAGAAUAUAUAAAUAAAUUAACAAAGGAAAAAAAAGAAUUAACAUAUGCUUUUAAAAAACAGCUCGAUCUAAUUGUUAUAUUAAAAAAACAAAUCAACCUUUUGGAAAAUAAUAAAAUUCUUAACAUAACUUCGAAUGAAUUUAAGAAAAUUCUCCAAGAUUAG
Messenger RNA from Plasmodium malariae, 1866 nucleotides. Its product is annotated as conserved Plasmodium protein, unknown function. NCBI's taxonomy places the organism in Eukaryota, Apicomplexa, Aconoidasida, Haemosporida, Plasmodiidae. The coding region runs from base 1 to 1866 and encodes 621 amino acids. The transcript has a single exon. The record is from RefSeq and is a predicted model, not a curated record.